AUGACCGAGCCCGAAACCCAAACCAAACCGGCCGAGGAGGACGAGGAAAUCAUGCCCCAGGAGGUCGAAGCCAAGGAUACCCCAGAAGAGACACAUGACAAUGAGAGCGAAACGAAUCCUGACGUGAAGGUUUCCGAACAGACUCCAGAGGAAAUAGAAAUAGUGGAAUCUACAGAAGCACCAGACGAAAAGAAGACAGAGACUGCAGAGGAGGAAGCAGUUGCCAAAGAAGAAGCCGAAUCUUUGAAAGAGGAAGACGAAGAUAAGGCAGCUGAAGCUGAAGCCGAAGCUGAAGCCGAGCGACUGAAAAAGGAGGAAGAAGAAAAGGUGAAGGCAGAAGCAGAGGCAGAAGCAGAGGCCCAAGCCAAGGCAGAAGAAGAGGCAGCAUUAGCUGAAACUGAACGGUUGAAAAAGGAGGAAGAAGAAAAGGCAAUAGCAGAAGCAGAGGCCAAAGCCAAGGCAGAAGCAGAGGCAGCACUAGCUGAAGCGGAGAGGUUGAAAAAGGAGGCAGAAGAAAAGGCAAAAGCAGAAGCCAAAGCCAAGGAAGAGGCUGAGGCUACAGCCAAGGCAGAAGAAGAAGCAGCGCUAGCUGAAGCUGAGCGGUUGAAAAAGGAGGAGGACGAAAAGGCAAAAGCAGAAGCAGAGGCCAAAGCGAAGGAAGAGGCAGAAGCCAAGGCGCUGGCUUUAGCUGAUCAACUGAAAAAGGAGGAAGCAGAAAAGGCCAAAGAAGAGGCAGAGGCCAAAGCCAAGGAAGAGGCAGAGGCCAAGGCAGAAGCAGAGGCACUUGCUUUGGCGGAGCAAUUGAAAAAGGAGGAAGAAGAAAGGCAAAAGCAGAAGCAGAGGCCAAAGCCAAGGAAGAGGCAGACGCUAAGGCCAAGGCAGAAGCAGAGGCGCUUGCUUUGGCGGAGCAAUUGA
This is a messenger RNA of Seminavis robusta, 915 nucleotides long. NCBI's taxonomy places the organism in Eukaryota, Bacillariophyta, Bacillariophyceae, Naviculales, Naviculaceae. The record is from the annotation of a GenBank genome assembly.